UCUUCGAUGACCAUGGGUUUGGUUUCCAGUUUGGGUAUUAUAAAUACCUCAUGCGUAUCUUUCUUCGGAAUCAACCCCCAAAAAAGUUAAAACAAACGCAACAAAUGGGCAUUGAAUCAGCCCUUUUCCUACUCCUUGUGGCUUUCGGUAUGAGCCAUGAGAGCGUGGCCCAGUCAGCUGGUUGCACCACGGCGUUGAUAAGCUUAUCUCCAUGCCUAACUUAUAUCACAGGCAGCGGAGGCUCUUCCACUUCCACUGCUCCAUCUUCUUCUUGCUGCUCGCGCCUUGCCACCGUGGUUCAAUCGCAGCCACAGUGCCUUUGCUCGGCGCUCAAUGGUGGCGCGGCGGUUUCUCUCGGUGUCACUAUCAACCGGACUCGAGCUCUUGGGCUUCCUGCUGCCUGUAGUGUUCAAACGCCGCCACCCAGCCGCUGUGAUGAUGCUAAUGGAGCUGCUGCUGCUCCAGCAAUAUCUCCGAUAAGUUCGCCGGGGAGUUCACCUUCAGAUGACGAAGAACUUGGUGAAGCUCCAACAACACGGGAGACUACUUUUCCUUCGGAAGUAGACUCCAAAUAUGCUCCAAACAACAGGAGGAAUCCCGAGAGCGGCGGCCGGAGCUUAAUCAAAACGCCCUUUUAUGAUCUCACUGUUGUCGGCCUACUUCUGACAGCUCUGUUAUAAGCUGAAUGAAACGACCGACCCCAAGCAAAGAUUAUAUAUUCACAUAUGUAUCGAACCACUAGAAAAAAAGAGAGAAAAAAAAAAGUGUCCUUCAAAGAUUCUUCUUGUUUAAGUAUGGGUUUAAAGAUACUAUUUCCAUAUUUAAUCCCAGUUGAAAAGUCAAGAUUUUUAAAACCAUUUUAAAAACGAAGGCAAAUUAUUUAAUUGUUUAAUAUUAAACAUGUAAUUUAUUUAGGAGCUUUUUCCAUGGAUCUGAAGUAGCGUAUUUAGAGAGAUUAGUAUGAAUCUAAAGGAAUUUGAAGUGAAUUAUAUGGAUUGAAUAAUAUAUAUAGAAAAGAAAAGGAAGAAUAUUGUUUAUUUAGGAGGUGUAGGCCAAGUUUGGGGCAGAGUAUGGGCGAAGAUGGAUAGGAAGAAAUGGAAGGAAGGGAUUUGUGUUUAGGGUAAGCGUGGAGUUGGAUGUGUAAUUGAGAAUUAAAUUGAAGCAAUAAGAAGCAAUGAGCAUGAGCACC
Cucurbita pepo subsp. pepo (vegetable marrow) is the source of this 1189-nucleotide messenger RNA. Its product is annotated as non-specific lipid transfer protein GPI-anchored 15. Lineage: Eukaryota; Viridiplantae; Streptophyta; Magnoliopsida; Cucurbitales; Cucurbitaceae. The record is from RefSeq and is a predicted model, not a curated record.